This is a messenger RNA of Chrysoperla carnea, 330 nucleotides long. RefSeq names its product prisilkin-39-like. The transcript has 3 exons. The record is from RefSeq and is a predicted model, not a curated record. Lineage: Eukaryota; Metazoa; Arthropoda; Insecta; Neuroptera; Chrysopidae. Bases 14 to 301 code for a protein of 95 amino acids.
AAACUCAUUGAAAAUGAAUUUCAAACAAAUUAGCAUCAUUUUUGUGGUAAUAUUGGCUACAUUAUUAAAUACUGUGUACGCAUUACCGGUAGUAGAAAAAGCAUCAGCUAUACCUAAAGAAGACUUGGAAACUGCCAGUUCAUACGGUUAUGGAUAUGGGUUUGGAUAUCCUUAUCGUGGAUUCGGUGGAUACGGUGGAUACGGUUAUGGUGGAUUCGGUUAUGGUUAUCCUUAUUAUGGUUAUGGAGGCUUCUAUGGUGGUUACCCAUACCUGGGCUAUUACGGAUAUGGAUGGUUUUAGUAAAUUCUGCAACUUUUUUCUGAUAGCAC